Molecule: messenger RNA, 189 nt
Organism: Prunus armeniaca (apricot)
Lineage: Eukaryota; Viridiplantae; Streptophyta; Magnoliopsida; Rosales; Rosaceae
Source: the annotation of a GenBank genome assembly
AUGCGCAAGGUUUCAUUAGCCACUAAGAAUCCUAAUGAAGGUACCCUGGGCCCUACGUGGGAAGGUCCGUAUGAGAUCACCAAGGUUUGCCGCCCCGGGACUUACCAACUUCGGGACCACAGGGCAAAACGUUGCCUCACCCUUGGAACGCUGACCAUCUCAAGAGCUACUACAAGUAAACAUACCUAG